GUGCUUACAGAGGCGGGUUCGGCUUAAGUCCCCCUCUUUCCCCAAAUUUCCUCCUUAGUCCUCUAUUUUUUCGGGUUUUAGAUCUAAUGGCUUCUGCAGAGAUCGAGUACCGAUGCUUCGUCGGAGGGCUCGCUUGGGCCACCGACGACCAGUCCCUCGAGAGGGCUUUCAGUCAAUUUGGCGAGAUUCUUGAAUCGAAGAUCAUCAAUGAUCGUGAGACUGGGAGGUCCAGGGGCUUCGGAUUCGUUACGUUCAGUAGCGAGCAGUCGAUGAGGGACGCCAUCGAGGGGAUGAACGGCCAGAAUCUUGAUGGUCGUAACAUAACCGUAAACGAAGCUCAGUCCCGUGGAAGCGGCGGCGGAGGCGGCGGCGGUGGUGGCGGAGGCGGCUACCGAGGGGGUGGUGGUUACGGCGGAGGUGGUCGCCGUGAAGGUGGAUACAGCCGUGGCGGCGGCGGAGGUUACGGAGGCGGCGGCGGCGGUUAUGGCGGUGGUAGUCGCGACCGUGGUUACGGAGACGGUGGAUCUCGCUACUCUAGGAGUGGUGGUGCUUCGGAUGGCAACUGGAGGAACUAGAUUUAGAGUUUGGCGAUGGGUGUUUUAGUUUAAUGGUUCUGUUCUGAUGUUCUGGUUAUGUUUUUUUGCUGAUGUUUGGUUCUCUCUUUUUGAUCGCUGGGUUUGAUAUGAUUGUUAGGUUACUGCUUUAAAAAAAUCGCAAGUUCCAAAUUGAAAUGAAUGAUGAAAGAAAAAAUUGGAUUUUGGAA
Molecule: messenger RNA, 763 nt
Organism: Vitis riparia (riverbank grape)
Lineage: Eukaryota; Viridiplantae; Streptophyta; Magnoliopsida; Vitales; Vitaceae
Product: glycine-rich RNA-binding protein GRP2A
Exons: 2
Coding region: 87-575 (162 amino acids)
Molecular function (GO): mRNA binding
Source: RefSeq, a predicted model, not a curated record